Pyrenophora tritici-repentis Pt-1C-BFP is the source of this 1023-nucleotide messenger RNA. Its product is annotated as Pex24p domain containing protein. Gene Ontology annotation, cellular component: membrane. Lineage: Eukaryota; Fungi; Ascomycota; Dothideomycetes; Pleosporales; Pleosporaceae. The record is from RefSeq and is a predicted model, not a curated record.
AUGGCAGACCAACAAAUAAACCUCGUGGAUCACACGACAAAUGGCGCGAAUACCCCGAGUACGCAGCCCGAACGGCAGGCCAGUCCAGACUCGCACGUCGAAGUCCUCUAUGAAAACCAGCGCGGUUGGUUCGUCUUCGGCAUACCACUCUUUUCCCACAAAGCGCUAUGGAACUUGAGGAUCGACCCUGCGCCCUGGCAGGACGUCAAAUUUAGGCCGUCCGCUGUCAACAUUACAAAUGCUCAGGUGCCUGACCCUAGCUGGGUAUGGGAUUGGAAGAGCUGGUAUGUUGACAUGAGUCUGGAUGUGGAUGAGGAAGGAUGGCAGUAUAGUUUCCUGUUCAAGGGCUCGCCAUGGCACGGCAACCACCCUUGGUUUCAUAGCUUUGUGCGGCGACGGCGCUGGCUCCGGAGGCGAGUCAAGCAGAAGCUGCCACCCAAGACAAAGGCGAAUGCCAGGGAGCGCAUGUUUGGCGAGACUUUCAGCAUCGGUACAACACUAGCCAGGUCGACGACGUUUGGUACCGGCAGCGGCUUGUUGGAUAGCACUCAAGUUUCCCUAGACGAGGAGAUCGGGAAUAUACCGACCUUGAUGAAGAAGUUGAAGGCGGCGGCAAUUGAUCGCGAGAAGAUCAUCUACAUCCACAAGUUUAUUGACGAUGGAGGCGAGGAACUACACUAUCUUGCAGAACAGAUACCCGCCAUCAUGUCUAUGCUCAUAUUCCAAAACUCGCGCCGCCAGCUCCUUUCCACACUCAUGGACCGAUUUGAAGCUGCCAAAGACCACCGUGAACAACACGAAAAAGAUCACAAGCCCGAGGGCGACGCCGAGCAACGGCGUAUCAACAACCUGCUCAAAGCUAUCGAGGCAGCGGACAACGAGUGCAAGAAGUUGGAAUAUUGGAGCGAUAUCAAGAAUCUCACCGAAGAGGGCAAAGCGGGCAAUGCAACAGACCCGAGCAUGGGCUGGGAUGAGAAGUGGCAGGGCAUCGAUGUAAGCGGCGCCAAGCAUCCGGAGUGUUGA